UUCGAUGGAGGAAGUUCCCAUGAAUCGAAGACAACCUGAUAUGAGAGGUGAACAGGGUUCUCUCAAUCAUUAUCUCGUUGCAUCUAUGUACUCAUCCCACCCCCAUGAAUGCAACUUUUGAUCCACCAAAACGUUUGCAUACCCUUUCUUUUGCUUUUUCACACUGAAUUUUGCUAUAAACCAGAAACUAGACCACAACACACGAGACGUGUGUGGUAGCUACGCAUGCUUUUUGGUUGAUGUUUCUGUCAUCUGAAUGAUACCUCAAACCCCAAUUGCUUAUGCUUUACCAAAUUCUCUCUCUCUCUCUCUCUCUCAAUCUCUUCUCUGUUUGCACAAAGCACAGACAAAUUCAGGAGAAAAAAAAGUAAAAUAAAGCAACAGAAUUUUCAGUCUAAGGGUUUUGCUUUUUAAUCUCUCAGCAUGGCUACAACUGUAGUUUCUGUGUCCAAACGCAUGGGUUUCACCUUGUUGUUGAACACCUUGUUCCUCGUUAUGCUUUGUGCUUUGGUGAUUGUUCAUUUCCACUCUUCAGAACAUGUUGUUCUGAGGAGGAUCAACCCCUUUGGCUUGGGGGGCGGUGGUGACCAAGGUUGCAAGAGCUUCCACAGUCUGGGUGACUAUAAAGCUAAGUGCUUGUACCUGAAAUCCAAUGACCCUUGUGUCUCUCAGGGCUUUGUUGAUUACCUUUACCUUUUCUAUUGCAAACUUGGGGGAUUCCCUUUAUUGGGUCACAGUGUUUUGUUUCUUGGGUUAUUGGUACUGUUCUAUCUGCUGGCUAACACAGCUUCUGAAUACUUUUGUCCUUCCCUUGAAAAAUUGUCCAAAUUGCUGAGGCUCUCACCUACAAUUGCUGGAGUGACUCUUCUCUCUCUUGGCAAUGGUGCAUGUGAUGUUUUUGCUACCCUUGUUUCUUUUAAUGGUAGUGGGACCCGCGGCAUUGCCUUUAACACUGUGCUUGGUGGUUCUUCCUUUGUGUCCUGUGUUGUGGUGGGAAUAGUGAGCAUUUCAAUUCGUCACAGGGGAAUUCGGGUUAAGAAGGAUGCUUUGAUAAGAGAUGUUUGUUUUCUUCUCCUUGUUCUUCUAUGCUUGUUCAUCAUUUUGAUCGCUGGUGAGAUCAAUGUUCUUGGGUCAAUUGGUUUUUGUUUGCUUUAUGCGGUGUAUGUUAUUGCUGUUUAUGUCUCAUCUACCCGAAGGAAGGGUGUCUGUGAGGAUGCUGAAAGUGAUGGCGAUUCAAGACAUGGCAGUGAUUUAGGUGUCCCUCUGCUAUGUGAGAUGGAGAAAGGACAGAUUGAUUGUGCUGCAAAUGGAGCUCAGGAAUGUGACUUGAAUAUUAAGAAAUGUUGCUGUAAGAAAUUUUCAAUACGUGGAGUGUUACUUUAUGUCUUGGAGAUGCCCCUUUACUUGCCUAGGAGAUUGACAAUACCUGUUGUUUGUGAAGAGAGAUGGUCCAAACCUUAUGCAGUUUCUUCAGCUAUGCUAGCACCACUUCUCUUGUCUUUCCUAUGGAUGGGAAAGGAAAACAAUGACCUUAACUCGAGCCUUAUAUUUUAUGGAAUUGGAUCAUUGAUUGGAAUUAUAUUAGGGGUAACUGCAUUUUUCACAACUGAGGUGCCAAGCCCACCAAAAAAGUACUUGUUUCCUUGGCUUGCAGGAGGGUUUGUGAUGAGUGUGACCUGGAGCUACAUUACAGCUCAGGAAUUGGUGGGGUUGUUGGUUUCACUUGGUUACAUAUGUGACGUAAGUCCUUCAAUACUGGGGCUAACGGUUCUUGCCUGGGGAAAUUCACUUGGGGAUUUAGUAACAAAUUUGACAAUGGCUUUAAAUGGUGGACCAGAAGGUGCUCAAAUAGCAAUAUCAGGUUGUUAUGCUGGCCCUAUCUUCAAUACAGUAGUAGGAUUGGGCUUAUCUCUUCUGAGCUCUACUUGGUCAGUGUACCCUUCAUCUGUUGUGAUCCCUAGAGAUCCAUAUCUGUGGGAGACAUUGGCACUUUUGGUGGUUGGAUUGGUUUGGGCACUUGUAGUUUUGAUUAGAAGAGAUAUGAAGCUUGAUGCACUCUUAGGAGGAGGGCUUUUAGUUGUUUACUUCAUAUCUAUGUUCCUGAGGCUGAUUCAAACACUUGGGUCUCUCCAAUUCCAGGAUAUGUUAGGCUUCAUCUUCAAAAGAUGAUAAGAAUUAUGAAUUUGUCAUCGGAUUCAUAUAGCUAUUAGCAACUGACAGUAUUUUCUGUAUAGGAACAAUAUACUAUGCAACUAUCAUAGGUAGGUGUAAAUUUGUUAGGGGUAGAAAUGCCACUGCUAUUUGUAGAUAGAUUUGCUUGGUUAAUACCAUUUCAAAUAUAUCUAGAUCACAGAAUUACAUUUGGAUACUCCCUUGUGAUGUAUAUUUUUGCAUAUUUUCUGCUUAAUUACUAUCAAGAUAGUG
This is a messenger RNA of Gastrolobium bilobum, 2424 nucleotides long. RefSeq names its product cation/calcium exchanger 2-like. The transcript has 2 exons. Gene Ontology annotation, biological process: monoatomic cation transport; transmembrane transport. Gene Ontology annotation, cellular component: membrane. Bases 424 to 2169 code for a protein of 581 amino acids. NCBI's taxonomy places the organism in Eukaryota, Viridiplantae, Streptophyta, Magnoliopsida, Fabales, Fabaceae. Gene Ontology annotation, molecular function: monoatomic cation transmembrane transporter activity. The record is from RefSeq and is a predicted model, not a curated record.